Molecule: messenger RNA, 4348 nt
Organism: Sphaerodactylus townsendi
Lineage: Eukaryota; Metazoa; Chordata; Lepidosauria; Squamata; Sphaerodactylidae
Gene: IDUA
Product: alpha-L-iduronidase
Exons: 14
Coding region: 40-2040 (666 amino acids)
Biological process (GO): carbohydrate metabolic process
Molecular function (GO): L-iduronidase activity
Source: RefSeq, a predicted model, not a curated record
GUGUGCCCGAGAGUGGUGUUUUUGGAAGCACGUGAUGGGAUGGCGGCAGCAUCUGGGACCGGUUGGAGUAUUUUUGCUAUUUGUCUGAAGUUUAGGCAGUUGCAUCUGGCAUGGAGCGGAGUGCUGUUGUUGGGCAUAAUAACGGAAGUGAUCUUGGCGGCUUUCGUGAUAAAGGUGGACCUCUCACAGCCCCAAAGGGAACUGAAGCACUUUUGGAAAAGCACAGGAUAUUGUCCUCCUCUGCCACACAAUAGAGCCGAUUUGUUUGAUCUGAGUAAAGACCAGAUCCUUAACCUGGCCUACAUUUCAUCUGUGCCUCACAGUGGCAUUGAACAAGUGCGAAUCCAUUGGCUGCUGGAACUUAUUCGAGUCGGGGUGACAAAUGGGACACUUCAUUACAAUUUCACCAACCUGGAUAACUUUAUGGACGUUCUCUGGCAAAACAAACUAAAUCCAGGAUUUGAAUUGAUGGGUAGUCCUUCAGGCUACUUCACUGACUUUGAAGACAAAGAGCAAGUGAUACUGUGGAAGAACUUGAUUGCUCAGUUGGCCAAAAGAUACGUAGAGCGGUAUGGGUUGAAACAUGUCACAAAGUGGAAUUUCGAGACCUGGAAUGAGCCCGACCACCAUGACUUUGACAACGUGUCAAUGACAGCCCAGGGAUUUCUGAACUACUAUGAUGCCUGCUCAGAAGGAUUAAGACAGGUCAGUUCUCUGCUGAGACUUGGAGGCCCUGGAGACUCCUUUCACCCCUUCCCCAAAUCCCCUCUGUGCUGGAGGCUGCUCAGUCACUGCCACAACGGAACAAAUUUCUUCACAGGAGAGAGGGGGGUGCGGCUGGACUAUAUUGCCAUGCACAAGAAGGGUGCAGGGAGUUCUCUUCGCAUCUUGGAACAGGAAGUAGAAGCUGCAGGACAAAUCCAGAAGCUCUUUCCCCGUUUCACCUCCCUGCCCUUAUACAACGACGAGGCAGAUCCCUUGGUUGGGUGGUCGGUUCCCCAGCCGUGGAGGGCAGAUGUCACCUAUGCAGCUCUGGUGGCGAAGGUUAUUGCCCAGCAUCAAAACCUUCUGAUGGCUAAGCCCAAUAACACCAUCAACUACACUUUGCUGAGCAACGACAACGCGUUUAUGAGCUACCAUCCCUACCAUUUCACCCAGAGGACGCUGACGGCCCGCUUCCAGGUGAACAACACCAAACCACCUCAUGUCCAGAUGGUGAGGAAACCGGUGCUCACAGUGAUGGGCUUGAUGGCGCUGCUAGGAGAAGAACAAGUGUCUGUUGACAUCUCCAGCCUUUCGUCUGACCACUCUGAUACCAUAGGAGCCCUAGCCAGCCUGCACAAACCCACUGCACCACAGGUGUCGGACAGCUGGCAGGCAGCCAUAUUGCUAUAUUCCAGUGAUGAUAACCAGACGUCCUCCAACGUCACUGCCUUGACAAUAAAUGUAACUGGCUACCCCUUCCACAAAGACCUUGUAUACGUGACUUACUACAUGGAUAACAACCUGACCAAUCCAUAUCUGCAGUGGAAGAAAUUGGGAGCUCCAGCUUUUCCUUCACCGAAGCAGUUCCAAAAAAUCCGAGAAGCUGAGGACCCUGUGGUGAAAGGGCCAUUUCCCCUUCCUGAAGAUGGCAGUUUGGUAGUGAAACAAGAGCUUCCCGUUCCAGCUCUCUUUCUCCUCCAUAUUUGUGCAAGACCUCUCACUGGUCCUGACCAGGUGAGCAGCGUUCGCCUCAUUGGUCUCAUGAGGGGACAAGUUUUGGUUCUGUGGGACGACAGUUGUGUGAAUUCAAAGUGUCUGAAAACGUAUGAAGUCGUCUUCUCACGAGAUGGGAAAGCUUACCAUCCGAUCAGCACAAAAGACAGUCUGUUUACAAUGCUGGUCUACAGUCCAGGAACAGGAGUUAUGGGGUUUUACAGAGUGCGUGCCAUCGACUACUGGGGCAGAAAAGGGCCACUUUCCCUGCCAGUAUACUAUCACGAAGAGUCUUUAAAAAACGAGAAUGUUCUAACGGCAAAGCAGAAAUUAGAGUCUUAAGUCUCCCGACGGGCAGCUCUUUCAAAAUGGAAGCUACACCCCUUGCAGCCGUUUUGUCUCGUGCUUCUUCCCCUUGGCCACCUCCUCAUUCUUCAGCCUUCUGCCUUCAACCUCGUGAUCACGUGCAUUCAUUGACAGGCUGAGAUUCUUACAUUGGAUGUCUCCAGGCCCCCCCCCCCCCCCCAAGAUCAGGAGGGUUGUCAGUGCCAGGCCCACCAUUAAGUGAGGUGGGUGCCUCCUUGUCAGCUUUGGGAUGCUGUUUGAGUGGCAGAUCAGUUACUUAUUGUCAAGAGCCAACUGGGAAGUAGAAAACGGCCCUGGAACAAACCCAGAUGAGCACCCCUGUGGUGCUGCAACCCACCACUGCAGGGGCUGCUGGAUUCAUUGGCACCAACAGCGUUUAUUGACUCACCCUAUGCCUCAUCUUACAAAAUGGAAAUUCUGGAACUGGCGUCAAUUACCCAUGGAGAGUCUGAGCCAACUGAGUUUCCCCCAAAGCUCUGGCAGAGUUGCUGGCGCUCUCUAAGACAGUGGCCUACCUGGAAAUUUCCCCGUAAGUUUAAAUGGCCAUUCCUCCCCUGCGUAUUGUAUUCCUGUUUGGCAUGCCCACAUAUGUUGAGAAUGCUUUGUGUCUCAACUGCCAAAAUGAUGAAGGCUCUUCUUACAUAGCAGCGUUGCCAUGUUCGAUCCAAGUCCAGGGUGUAUCAACGAGGGUCCCACUAAGGAACAUUCCCCCCCUCCCCCAAGUCUAUAAGGAGGGGAGAGAAGGCUCCUUCUGGAACUUUCUGGAACUUCCUGUCACAGAUACACUCAGUAGUCCACUUGUCCUGUAAUGUCAAGGAAGUCGCAUCUCCACCAUCUGUUAACCUGAGCCUCGAGGCAACUAAGCCUCCAUUCUUGCUGGGAUGAGAAUGCAGAAACGACGCAGCUAAAUAUUUAUGCAAGGAGAAAAGACGCUGGGAAGCCCUUGCUGAGUAACAGGACUUCUGGCAUGGGUGAAGUUUAUUCAGAUGGACCCCUUGGGGAAGGAGAGGAAACCAGAUGUUUGUAAAAUAUUUCAUUUCACAAAGUGCUGGCAUUCACCGCUAAAGAGCAUGGUGUUCUCAUGUACUAUUGAUUGAAAGAGAGUCCUGACAGAAGGACAGCAUUCUGGGUACUACAAGCCCUGAAAGAGAAGAACUUUUCAGAUCGAUUAGAGGUGUAUUUCCUCAGUACCCCAGAAGGAAGGACUACCAAAGAAAAACAGAGACACCUCCCUCCCCAUCCUUUGCUCUUUGAGCUGUUAAAGGUAACUGUUUCUAUCUAGUACUCAGUAGUUGCAAUCCCUUACUUCCAGCUAAUGUUCUCCAAGUGUGAAGGGCGGGGCUUUCUAAGGAGGCCCAUAGGCCAGGUUCUCAGGUGAGCCCCUUGGGCAAGACAGACUGGAGGCCAGAGUCUCACCAAAGGCUGGUGGCAAGGUAGGGAACCUUGUGCCCACCAUCAGUAACCUUAUCAUCCAGCUUGGAGGGAGAUGAAUAAGAUGUUUAUGACAUGCAAUAUAUAUUUCCCAUUGUCUGAACCAAGUAAAAACUUUAAACCACAUUGUUUUCUUCUGUCCUAAGUAUUCAAACAUCAGAUACUUAUUACCACAGUCCAUGUACCACAAAGCACUAACUUGUCCAGCUGACUUGCAAAUGAACUUCCUUCUCAACAGCAAGAAACAGGAGACACUGGAAAAGACGGCUGAAUUUCUCCUGCCAGUGAUUGCUGUACGGAAUCCAGGAAAACAGAAAGGAACACGGCCUGCUGAAAUUACUGCAUUAUUUUAUUUAUUCUUUCAUUUGUAUGCCUAAUACAGGUUAUUGGUGAUGAUGACAUGCAAUAUACAGCAAAACACGUCUGUGCUAGAAGUUCUCUGUACAGAUCAGAGAAUCAACACCGAAGUAGAAAGUCGUUGCUUAUUGCGUCUGAUGCGCGCAGCUUGGCCUAAGACUGGGCACACAUCCAGGUCAGACAAUUGAUGUGAUUUUGUUCCUGUAAUGAUACUGAUUAGCUAUAAAAUGUAUAUGCUGAUGAAAGUGAGAACAGGCCAGGGGCUUGUUCUGCUUUGCACUCUCAGGAUUUGGCACCGGCAUCAUUCAUUAGACCAGCUGUCCCCCAUGUGGAUUUUUGCAGAGGCUUUCUUCUUCGGCGUUGAUUCUCUGAUCUGUACCGAGAACAAAUGCAUAGAUGCAUUUUGCUAUAUAUUGCAUGACACUUACUAAAUGGCACAGUUCACUUAGUGCUUCUGCUUGUAUAUUAAAGCCUUAAGCAGCCUGGGUAUCAUGGU